UCAUAUCAUCAAGUUUACAUCCUGUGGUUACUUCAGAGUUAAUUGGAUAAGUUGAAACUAUGGAUUUACAAUACGUUUACCAAAAGGAACGAAAACAUUUUGGACGAGCAUAUACCUUUGCGGAUAAAAAUGAGUUGCUAUUCAAUGAGCCAUCAAAUCGCGAGCUCAGCAAGGAUUAUAUCUGCCGCAAUCCAGUGUCCCAAGGAACCCAAUGCAGUCAUCAGAUGGCAUUGAGUGAAGCGAACACCGAACGAGCCUCAUUUAAACCAGGUGGCAUAACCCAUACGGAGGGUGGCUGGCCCAAGGAUAUUAACAUGCACGAUCCUGAGCAAACUGUGAGAUAUAGACGUAAAAUUGAGAAGGAUGAAUCGUACAUUAAUCAAAUUAUGUCCCUAUCAAAACCAAUGGAACACUACAUAUUCCAAAAUAACGCUGUCAACAUCUACGAAAAUUACUUCGAAGAUCUAGAUCCAGCUCCACUUCUCGAACAGUGCAAAUCUCGUACUUUAAACGUCUAUCGGGAUCCCAAUCCAAUCAAGGUUCCAAUAACCCAUUUGUCCUGGUCACCAGAUGGUGGUGUCAAACUAGCAGUAAGCCAUUGUGACAUGACUUUUCAAGGAAGCAAACGUGGUCAGCAAACUCAUUCGUAUAUUUGGGAAAUUGAGAAUCCCAACCAGCCAUACCUUACCCUGGAACCAAAGGCUCCUUGUGUUUGCCUUGAAUACAAUCAGAAGGAUCCAAACAGUCUGGUAAGUGGCAUGUAUUCAGGACAAGUGGCCGCAUGGGACACUCGUCAUGGGAAGUAUCCUGUAAUGAUAAGUGAGCGGGAGGUAUGCCACCGUGAUCCAGUGAGUUCAGUUUUGUGGAUCAACUCAAAAAGCGGCACAGAAUUCUUUUCUGGUGGUCUCGACGGGCAGGUUCUAUGGUGGGAUACAAGGAAACUGAAUGAACCGCUUGACAGGCUUUUCAUGGAUCCAGUUCGCACUGAUGAGCAGGAUUUGUCCAGGUCAUAUGGAAUUUCGGUUUUAGAGUAUGAAACUACCAUCCCGACGAGGUUCAUGUGUGGUACCGAGAUGGGUAUGCUGUUCAGCUGCAACAGGAAGGGGAAGACCCCGAUGGAGAAGAUCAACAUUAGGAUGAUGUGUCAUCUAGGACCUGUCUAUGCUAUCACAAGGAAUCCUGCAUUCGUUAAAAAUUUCCUGACGGUCGGAGAUUGGACUGCACGCAUCUGGUCGGAAGAUUGUCGCGAGAGCUCCAUAAUUUGGACAAAGAGUCAGGAAGCUAUGCUUACCGAUGGAGCUUGGAGUUAUACCAAAGUGUCACUUUUCUUUGUCACCCGCAUGGAUGGCGUUUUGGAUUGUUGGGAUCUUCUGCAGCAACAAAAUGAGCCAGUACUUAGCAUUAAAGUAUGCGAUGAUCCUUUGCUUUGUCUAAGGACCCAUGAAAGUGGAAAGUACGUGAGUUGCGGCAGUAACAAAGGUGCAACGUUUCUCAUUGAAGUUUCUGAUAACAUGGUGUGCUCUUCCAAGAAUGAUAAACCUCUUCUUACUGCGAUGUUUGAGCGUGAAAACAGGCGAGAGAAAAUUUUGGAAGCUAAGUCCAGGGAGAUUAAAUUGAAAACAAAAACGGCUCAUGCCCAAGAAGCAGCAAGCAUGAAUGGAGGAAGCGAUAAAAUAUCGAUUGCUCAAUAUGCAAGUGCAAUUGAACAAGCUGAAUCAGAAUAUUUUGCAGCUGUGGAAAGAGAACGUCUACGAAGGCUGGCUGGUGAUAGGAAAGGGGAGGCUGGUGAAGAUGCAGAACAAGGUGAAAAUGAUGCAGCUAGUACGAAAACUUCUGCGACGUAGCCAGUUUAAGAAAUUUGCUUUUACAAUUUACAUAAUUUGGCUUUUGGCUUCAAUAGUUCUUAUAAUUAUUCAUCUAUUCUCUUAUUCUGAAGUUUUA
This is a messenger RNA of Hermetia illucens (black soldier fly), 1941 nucleotides long. It is a transcript of the gene Dnai2, whose product is annotated as dynein intermediate chain 3, ciliary. The transcript has 7 exons. The coding region runs from base 60 to 1844 and encodes 594 amino acids. Gene Ontology annotation, biological process: cilium movement; outer dynein arm assembly. The record is from RefSeq and is a predicted model, not a curated record. Gene Ontology annotation, cellular component: outer dynein arm. NCBI's taxonomy places the organism in Eukaryota, Metazoa, Arthropoda, Insecta, Diptera, Stratiomyidae. Gene Ontology annotation, molecular function: dynein heavy chain binding; dynein light chain binding.